Messenger RNA from Mizuhopecten yessoensis (Yesso scallop), 1050 nucleotides. RefSeq names its product histone H3.3. The record is from RefSeq and is a predicted model, not a curated record. Gene Ontology annotation, molecular function: structural constituent of chromatin; DNA binding; protein heterodimerization activity. Bases 125 to 535 code for a protein of 136 amino acids. NCBI's taxonomy places the organism in Eukaryota, Metazoa, Mollusca, Bivalvia, Pectinida, Pectinidae. The transcript is spliced from 3 exons. Gene Ontology annotation, cellular component: nucleosome.
GCCCUCAAUGUAAAAUGACGUUGCAUGCGAAGCUCAUUUUUAUUCAUAUCCACAAUUCGUAGCGAAAAUUUGUGCGGCAAAUUGUAAAUCGUCGUCAGUGAAGAAGUACAAGUCUUGAACCAAAAUGGCCAGAACAAAGCAGACAGCUCGAAAAUCCACCGGAGGAAAGGCUCCAAGGAAACAGCUGGCAACAAAGGCAGCUAGGAAGAGUGCUCCAUCCACAGGUGGUGUAAAGAAGCCUCACAGAUACAGGCCUGGUACAGUGGCUCUCCGAGAAAUCAGGAGGUACCAGAAGUCCACAGAAUUGCUCAUCAGGAAAUUGCCAUUCCAGAGAUUGGUUAGAGAAAUUGCUCAGGACUUCAAAACAGACCUCCGAUUCCAGAGUGCAGCUAUUGGUGCUCUCCAGGAAGCAAGUGAAGCCUACCUCGUGGGAUUGUUUGAAGACACCAACUUGUGUGCCAUCCAUGCGAAACGAGUGACAAUCAUGCCUAAGGACAUACAGUUGGCCAGAAGAAUCCGUGGUGAACGUGCUUAAAAAACUCCAUCCAGUUUCAUUUCAUCACUCAUCUCAUGAAGUUAAAAACUAAAUGAUCAGACAAUUUCUACGGAUCAUGCAAGUCAUACUAGAUGAACUACAAAAUUAAGAAUGUGCAACUUAUUUUUUUGCAAGGACUUUAGGAAAAGAUCAACAGACUAGAAAAAACAUGAAAUAUACCUCUAGCAUGGACAUAAAUUCAUAUGAACUGAAUUGUGUGUAGAGUUUAAACAUCUCAUCAAUUGCAGCAAUUUUUACUUUACUGAUUUUAACAUUGGAUUUUAACAGUUGAUCAACGAAGUGAAUUCUUUUAAUCUGUCUAUUCUUGCUCUUAUCUAUCAGGUUGUAGUGAUCAACAAGAUAUUGUAUUUUCAAUUUUGCAAAUUUUCUUGAGAAAGAUAUUGGCAAUCAAAGCAGCAGUGCAAGAUCUUGUUAAUUACUAUCAUUGACUUUUGUGUUGUUGUAAGUGUUUUUGUAUCGUUUUGGUCAACAAAAUAAAUGUAGUAUAUUUAUUA